AUGUCACAGCAACCGCUGUCGUCGUCGGUGCAGCCGACCGACAUCUACGGAGGAGAUGAGGUCUCGGCGCUUGUGCUCGAUCCCGGCUACUGCAACACCCGCGCGGGGUUUGCGGGCGAGGAGAUACCCAAACAGGUCAUUCCAUCCUCCUACAUCCACGUCGACGGCCGCGAUCUGUUUGGCGACCCGAGCAUCGCCCCGCGCGCCGGCAUCGAAGUACGCAACUACAUGAACCGCGACAGCGUCGUCGAGGACUGGGACGCCGCCACCCGCGUCUGGGAACACGUGCUCGUCCAGCGCCUGCAGCCCCCGCGGCCUACCCCUCCGAGCAAGAACGGCCUCAACGUGGGCGACAACGACGGCGACGUGGAGAUGGGAGAAAACGAGGAUGCCACCGAUGCGCUCGAGAAGCCGCUGGCCGAAAACCCCCUGCUCAUGACUGAGGCGCCUUGGAACUCGGCUAAGGCCCGCGAGAAGGCAAUUGAAAUAAGCAUGGAGAACUGGGGCUGUCCCGCCUUCUGGCUCAGCCGAGCCCCUGUGUUGGCCGCCUUUGCCGCCGGGAAAGCCACCGCCCUUGUUAUCGAUGUCGGCGGGGCCAACACGAGCGUCACAGCAAUUCACGACGGCAUGGUCCUCAAGAGGUCAGUCCAGCGGUCGCCGGCUGCUGGUGUCUGGCUGAGCGGCCAGAUCCGCUCCAUGUGGGAGAGCGGCGACCCAAAAGUCGACGUCGUCCCAAGCUUUAUGGUCGAGAACAAGAAGCCCGUCGAGGCUGGCGCGCCCGCAGAUGCCAGGCUGAAGACGUUUGACUUCCCCAUCACCGAUUCAUUCCGCGCCUUCGAAGAGGAGCGCGUCCUCACUGAGUUCAAGGAGUCAGUCGUCGAAGUAUGGCGUGGGCCUGGCCGUUACACGGCACCGGGGAACGAAGAUUACGCUCGAAGCCAACCCGGCCGCGUAUUUGAGAUGCCCGACGGGUUCAACCAGAUGUGGCGCGAGCAGCGUUACCGCGUAGCUGAGGGCAUGUGGGACGAGAGCGCCGCCUUUCCGGCGGUCGGCGAAGAGCCAGGUUUGACGAAAGCGCAGACGAUCCCCGCCAUGAUCAAAGCGGCGCUAGACGGAGUCGAUGUCGACCUGCGACCUAACCUGCUGGGUCACGUCGUGGUGACCGGAAGCACGAGCCUGCUCAACGGGUUCAAUGAUCGCCUGAACCACGAACUCACAGCCAUGUACCCAGGCCUUAAAAUCAAGAUACAUGCGGCUGGUCUGACGAGCGAGAGGAGGUUCGGUGCUUGGAUUGGAGGCAGUAUCCUGGCCAGCCUGGGCACAUUCCACCAGAUGUGGAUCUCGAAGAAGGAAUAUGACGAGAAUGGAGCGGGCAUCGUGGAGAAGCGUUGCAAGUAG
This is a messenger RNA of Chaetomium globosum CBS 148.51, 1398 nucleotides long. RefSeq lists its product as uncharacterized. Gene Ontology annotation, molecular function: chromatin binding. Gene Ontology annotation, cellular component: SWI/SNF complex; NuA4 histone acetyltransferase complex. Gene Ontology annotation, biological process: regulation of transcription by RNA polymerase II. Bases 1 to 1398 code for a protein of 465 amino acids. The transcript has 2 exons. Lineage: Eukaryota; Fungi; Ascomycota; Sordariomycetes; Sordariales; Chaetomiaceae. The record is from RefSeq and is a predicted model, not a curated record.